GCAUUCCAUUAGUUCAGCCAAACGCCGCGCGGCGCUACGCUAUCCAUCUUGUCCCGGACGCACGCUAUACAAAGAACGCCUCAGUAUUGUAAAAAGAUCUGUGAUGUAUUGAUUAAUUCCAACGUUUUACAAACACGGGAACUGUAUUAUAACAGGAGUGCUAGCGUCCCUGUUCAGUUUAAGACGGGUUUAGUGUUGUAUUCUCUAUCGUUGAGGCCACGUCCCUUGAAUUCCACAUUUAUCGAUGGAUAGAAUCUAGUGUAAAGGGAACAUGGUGGAUCCUUGGCGAUGAAAUUGUCGAGCGAAACGGAGUUUUAUUAGUGGAACAAUGAAUAAAGUUACUAUCUAAAUAUGGUAAAGUAUGAGAAUACGGUGGUAUAGAAAAAAUAGCUUGUGUCUUCGGUCGGAUAAUGAGUUUGUGAAAUAUAAACAUUAAGAAUGGUUUCCUUAGCUUACUUCGGAAUGCGACAAGCUGCUUGGACUUUUCUCGUCCUCGUUUUUCUGAUCGAGAGUGUGAUGGGCAACUACGCCAAGUCCUUCAACAUCCACUGGAAUACCACCAACAGCAUUUUCAGAAUAGACAAUACCGACCACGUAUUCGAUCUUAAUAAAGGUAACGCUCAGUUUGAAUAUGACCAAGUGAACGUAAUGUGUCCAGUAUACGCUCCGGGUACCUUCGAGGAAGACACAGAGAAAUAUAUAAUAUACAAUGUAAGCAAAGAAGAAUACGAUACAUGUAGAAUAACCAAUCCAAACCCUCGUAUUAUAGCGAUAUGCGAUAAGCCGCACAAAUUGAUGUACUUCACGAUUACCUUCAGACCGUUCACACCACAGCCCGGUGGGUUGGAAUUCCUGCCGGGCAAAGAUUACUAUUUCAUAUCAACGUCGAGUAAAGACGAUUUGCAUAGAAGAAUCGGCGGCAGAUGUCUCAGUCACAACAUGAAGCUGGUUUUCCGCGUGUGCUGCAAACCGGAAGACCAAUCGCCGGUGCCUCCGCCGCAGCCCACCCAGCCGACACCACCGCCACCACCAACCACUCCUACCACCACCAGCACGACGACGACCAUCAAGCCUGUCACCAAAAAGACGCACAAAUACGACAAGACGCCGAACGAGGUUGUGAAGAGCGAGGAAUUGUCUUAUUCCCGUGGUGCAGCACUGGCUUCGUCGAUCGCCCUAGCUCUGGCCGCCAGCGCAGUGCUAGCGCCGCUGGCUCGGUGAAUGUGCGCUAAAGCGGUCAGACAGCCGCGUCCAGAUCUUAUAGCGAAGCCAUGUUCCGCACACACGACCCAAACACUACAGUCCCUACAAUCGCUGAACUACCCAGACUCUAUUGUAUUUACGUGAAUGUGCUACAUGUGUUGGACUAUUUUUUUUAGUGUUUUUUGGAUAAUGUGCCCCAAAAAAUGGAUUGUGGAAAAAACAAUGUAAGUAAGUGUCUGUGAUGGAGAAUGUCUGGAUUGUUUAGAGUUGUGCAAAAUUCCUAGUUAACUCCACGAUACACCCCGGACUGUUAGCCGCCGAGGGGCAUUUUGCGAGCCUAAUUUUUACUAUUGUAAACUAAAAUAUAUCUGGCCUAUUGAAUAAUCGAACUAUUAUUAUACAAAAAAAAAUAAAAUAAUGGAUAGACGAAGCAAAAGUAGAUACGAACCCAUUAAAAUAUAUACAUUAUAUAUAUAUUAUAUAAUAAUUAUUACGAUUAUUAUAAUAAAAAAAAAUAAAAAAAUCGUUAAACUGUAUUACGAUGAAGACAGUUUUCUUAAACCAUUAGGUAUAAAUUUUUUUAUAUUUUCACUAAUGCAAUGAAGGAUAAUGAAUUAGGAUUGAACAUAGGGACUUAUAUAUAUCGUGUUAGGUAGAUAUUAAUUUGAAAAGACAUUUUUUUUUUACAUAUACAUAUAUUUAUAUAUAUAUAUAAUUUCCUAACGCUUAGAUCUUAUUUAUAACGGAAACUGCGACGAGUUUAGAAUCUUGUCCUAAAAAAACUGUGAUUUUGGUUUUAUUUUAGAGUAAUGUUUCUAUGCUUUCAUUUUAUGUGAUAUGAAAUUUAAUUGUAUUUAAAAAUGCAUUUCACCUCAUAAUAUUAUUUAACUUUUCGACUGAAGCGCUUGUUUUUUUUUUUUGUUUUUUUUUUGUCUCGUUUCGUCAAGCACACUCAACAGCUUGGUGACUGUCGCUUUUUCGGCUUACACGAACCGUGAGCCGUGUAGCUUUUCAUUUGUAUUAAGAUAACAAAUAAAUCAAUUAAUCAUCGAUCCAUUGAUAUUAACGCAAUAUGGGAAAAGAUAUUUUUAUCGUUACAUAUAAAAACAUAUAUAAUUUUUUUAUCUGUGUUCGGUUUAUAAUAUCUCACAAUCUUGUAGCUUCUGUUGGAUGCUGUUCUGUUCUGGAUCUAUCAGUUUAUUAAAUUUAGAUAUAUUUAAUUUUCGAUAUUCGAGAUAUCAGAAUUAUCGAUUUUUUUUUAAACGAAUAUCGAUUCCGUAUUGCGUUAAUAUCAGAACAGUUGCACGUAUGUGCCAAGUGAAAUUGUCACUUUAAUAAAUAGUCAAAUAGUUAUAUCGUAGUUGAAAUAGACCGGUUUUCUGUUAGACAUACGCAUUUAGUGGCAGUUUAUAUAUUUUUAAAAUAGUUAUUAAGAAUACGUUGGAAUAUCCUACUGCAUUCGAACGGGCUCGGUCGAAACGCUAUGACGGGAGCAAUUAACUGUCUGAUAGUGAAAUGCACUGCAGUGUUGGGUGUGGAAAUACAGAAAAAUCUUUCGCAUAACAUAAUGGCAGAACUAAAACUAGCCGGUAAUCAUUAAUGAUGAACGAUACAGCCAUUGAACGUAGCCAAUAAGCGAGCAACAAUAUUUAUGCAACGCUAAUUGUCCUAUCUAUUUCCGAGACAAUGUUCUGGCCUUCAGACGGAACACUAUGAAAACCAUUCGUAUAUAAAAAUAGCUGUUUAAUGGUCCGUAAACCCCGCUACGUGUACGGAUGGAUCCGAAUCGUUUGAGAUCCGACAUCGUGUAUCUUAAAUCUAACAAAUUAGACAAAGAACCGACAGCAGGGCAUAAAGAAAUAACAUACAGAAAUGCUAUCAGCUAAUGCAUUGUUUUCUAAACAAUUUUUAAAAUAACAUACAACACUCAGGCCAUAUGGUGUGCGCGUCUAUUUUUAAUGGAACUAAACAGUUUUGUCUUCAAGCGGUUCUUGUUUGGUUCAAAUGUCUCUCGGAUAUUUUGAGUUAACGACCCUGAAGGGUUUAAAAGGGACAAUCGGGCUAACCUGUUGGUGUAAAACCAGGUUUCGUUCAGAUCCGAAUAUAAAAUCUCGUAGAUAGAUAAUGAUGAACAACAUAACAGCGUUUGAUAAACUGAGAUAUGUGAAGAUUGUUUAGUUUAUUGGUGAUGAGACUGAAAUUGUAUUACAUCAUACGUAAACCGCUCGGAAUGGGACUGAUGUCACAUCAAAGAAUUCCAGCAAAUUGAUAAAUGCCGCCAUUAAUAUCUUUCAGUUAACCUCUGAGUGGUGUUAAAAAUCUUGGCUGGCUAUUUCAACUAUUUCAUAUUCUGAGAAAAAUUAACAAUAUAAUUUAUAAGACACAAAAAUCUAGAGAUUAUGACGCUAUGGGGACGCAAGUUUUGUCAAAAUAUUCUCCGAAUUUGUUAAAUAAUAUGUUUCUAGAAGGACAAUAGUUCUUAACAAUUUGUCUUACAGAUAAAAGUAUUACAAUGAAAGAUUCUCUGAAGGUAACCUAAUCCGACAUAAGACGUUUUAAAUCCGGCCAUUAGCACUAUUGGGCCUAGCACUUAAAAAAAAAUUAUAACUCUGCAAAACUUCAUUGAUUACGUUGCUUAUCUCAUAUAUUCUAUUGGGAGACGGAUAACCAAUACACGAAUAACAUCAUAUCAGUUCGGAUGCUGGAUGCAGUACGAGAUUUCAACGAUGAUAAAACCAACAUUUUUCUCUUAGUGUUUCUCUCUCAUUAGUUUCGGUUAGUUGUGCUGUGUACUUAGAAUAAUGAUUAUUACUGAAAAGAAAAAAUGAUGAGGUCAUUUUCUUUUUGAAUCUCAAAAGUCCGCUAGUUUUAAAUGCAAAUGAUGAUUUUAUCAAGGAGGUCAAUCUUCAAUUCAUUAUAACAUGUCGCUUACGUUUCCAGCCAUAACUGAUGUAAAACAUUCUCGUGAUAACUAUUACUUGGAACGAAAUUAAAAAAAAAAUAGUAUUAUUUAUAAAAAAUAUGUUUAUUGCUAUGUAAUAUAAAAAUUUGUUAAUGAAUUUUUAAAUAUAACAGACGGCAUCGAUAUCGAGUAAGUUAAUGUAGUUAUUACGAGCAUUUUUUAUAUUUAUGUUAGGGUUUUAAUUCAAAUCGAUACACUAAUUUAAUCAUAGAAUGAAGAUUUUUCACAUAAUUCGAUUACUUUAUAAUGAAUGUGUUUAGUAUAUUGUAAUAUUUAUUUUUCUUGAAUUGAAGAUUGCUCAUAAUUGAUAGUUUGUAUGGAGGACGGGAGUUCCGUUUAGCUAUGGUGUUGUUAUAAAAAAAAUUAUCGCUUAACCUGUCUAGUGAUGCAAGGUAAAUGUCCUCGAAAUUGUGCCUAAAUUUUUUUUUCUUUUACGUCGUUUACCAUGAAAUUCUUGUGAGACUAUGCGUCGACUUAUUAUUGGUAAGGCCUAAUUUAUUUGCUCAUGGGAGGUUGUAUUAAAAUAGCCUGGGUUUCAUUUAGUUUUUUAGCAAAAUGUGCUCGUCCAUAUACUUUCGAGAGCAAUUGUCUUUGUAAAUUUAUGUGCGUUGCCGAUAAAUGAGAAGGUUUAUUGAAAAAACCUACAGCUGUGAGCACUUUAUUACUAUUUCUUAAUAAAAAAGCAUAUUUGAAUAAAAUUACAUUAAGCCUCCGAUAAAAAUUAAUAUUAACAAAUGUUUUUUAUCAGCCUAAUGGCAACGGAUUGAUAAAAACUGAUUAUUCAAAGUGAGUGCUAAUAAGCAAAAAAAUAAUAUAAUCCGUUUCAACACCUCGAGUACAAAAUUAAUGUCAGUUUAAAUUUGUACAUGAGAAUAAUUUGCAUUUGUUAAUUUUUUUUUUUUUUUUUUUAACAACAGGCAAAGGUCCUCAGUAUAACUUUCGUUGAAUAUUUUUUUAUUCAACAAGAGUUUGAUUUUUUAUAUAAAUAGCGUUUUCAAAGUAAAUAAAGAAAAAGAAGUUUAACAAUUUUAUCGACAUGUCUUUUAUGAUUCAAAUAGACUUAAAUGUCGUAGUGCUCAUUACAGUUUUUUUUAAAUUAUGUUAAUUUAUAGUUCAUAAAAAACUUGAUUUAUUACAGCGGCACCAGCUCAAGAGAUGUCCUAAUGAGAUUAUUGCUCUCGAAAUAAAAAAAAAAAAGAAGAUUUUUGUAAAAAGUUUGUAUAUCACAUUGGUGCUACAGAAAAAGACUUGAAAUUCAUUAUUAUUUAAGAUAAUCCUAUCCGAAAUAAGCACUUAGUUACUUACUCAAUGGACUGAUUAACAAAAAAAAAAAAAUAAUUUUUUUGUUACGCUUCUAUGUACUUAAUUUUUCUAUUUAAUUAGCCUACACGUUUCAGCUACCUCUUGUAAUUUAGGUGUAAUUUUAUAUUUACAAAAAAGAAAAAAAAAAAAACACUAGAAUAAAAACUCCUUGCGUCACUAAAGAGGUUAGGUUCUAUUCCUAAAACUGAAUCAGAAUCCUCAAUUUUCCUAAAACGAUUGUUGGUUAUUACGAAAAAAAAAAAAAACGAUUUUAAAAUAAACUUGAUAGCACAUAGGUUACGCGUUUAGUAUAUGAGUAUAUAUAUUUUUUGCAGCCGUAUUUUUAUUGCUGUUUUUUCGAGCGGCCAUAACUUUCCUGGUUUAUUCUGUAACGGGGCGGGGACAUCGCAGAACGUAGACCGUUAAUAUGUGAAUUACGUUAUAAUUAUACGUUUGAAUGUAUAGCCAUAACGUUCUUAUGUGAAAUUAUUAUAAUUUUAUAUUUAACUACGCCAUCGACUGUAUAGAGUGUAUUAAUUAUCUUUGGUUUGUAUAAUUCGUGAUCACAUCUGACGUGGCUUCCCUUUUGUGCUUAUUGGAAGGACGGAAAAAAGAACUAUUAUUGUAAAUUUUUCUAUUAUUUCGUUUUUGUAUAAAUUUUUUGUAUAAUGUCUCUGCCUGUGAAAAAAUAAAAUUGUUAAAUUGUAAAAAUAGCGGGGGGUUAGGGGGUAAUUACCUACUAAGUAAUACAGUAAGGUUGUAAAUAUGUUGUUAUUAAGAGUAGACCCUGUAGGUAUUUAUUUUAAAGAUUUCGGGCCUUUGUUAAAAUCCAAAGUUUUAAUUUAUUUUUCGACCAAUAAAUGUUGGAGAGAAA
Molecule: messenger RNA, 6341 nt
Organism: Danaus plexippus (monarch butterfly)
Lineage: Eukaryota; Metazoa; Arthropoda; Insecta; Lepidoptera; Nymphalidae
Gene: Ephrin
Product: ephrin-B2a
Exons: 1
Coding region: 439-1221 (260 amino acids)
Biological process (GO): axon guidance; ephrin receptor signaling pathway
Cellular component (GO): plasma membrane
Molecular function (GO): ephrin receptor binding
Source: RefSeq, a predicted model, not a curated record